UCGCAGAGAGACAGACGCGUGACAAAUUAAGCCUGAAGACGUUGCUGAGUCAGAAACUAUGAAUGUGCUAUGCUACUUGCUAGUCGCAGUGACGAUCUCAGCCGGCAGACCUUAUGAGAGCACGGCCAGCAAUGACAGUGACGAGUCACAGUUCGAUUACUGUCCGUCGGAGCAGCAGCUGUGCAGCGUAGACAGCCGCAAUAAUACACCCGUGCGCUGUGUGGAGAGGCUCUUCAGAGCGAACAUAACUGGUCUGGUCUACUGCGAUGCCCAACACUGUGAACCGGAAACGUUUAAACAUGAUUAUAUCAUAAGCAACCACGACCAGAGCCCGCAUGUUAACAGCUGGAAACGGGCCAGAGUUGGCGAGUCGGCCAUCCUGCACGAUGUCUGCCUGCUGCGGAACGGAUUGCCCGUGACCCGCAAGUGUCAAGUGCAUGGCAUGCGUGCUCGCUGGGAGUCCCUUGACCAAUGGCCGCCUGUUGUAUGCAUGCGAAGAUUCAGAGAGCGCUCGAUCAGCGUGGAGCUGAACAAUCUGCACGACGAUAUACUCGAGGGCCGACGGCGUACCAACAACACCCAAGAACGUCGUCGCACUACGGCCCUAAUUAGAGAUAUGUUCAAACAGCAUGACAGAACCCUCCUGCCAGCUGACGUGCAUGUGGUUGGCCAGGUUUUUGGUGAGCUCAUGGAGCACGAGAAGGACGCGACGCUGAGCGCCGAUCUGAUCAGUAUUUGCCGCGAAAUCAUGUCGAGCGAUGCGCAAGUGCUGCAACUGUCGGCAGUGCUGAAUGCGACCAACUCGCUGCUGAAUAACUUCGAGGACUACAUGGAUGCACUGCCUCAACAGCUUGUGCCCAGAGAGAAUUGCGGCAAAGUGGUGGUUCACGCGGCAAGUGACGCAGGAGAGGCAGCUGCGAGUGGCAUGGAAAUACUUAACAAUGCCAAUCUCGGCGUGCAUGCCAUGAUGAGCAGCAACCUGAGCGUAUUCUAUGUGAAUCCCGAGUGCGAGAGAAUCACGGGCAUAGCUAUCUACUCAGCAGCAGCUCCCGAUCGAAAGCCUGCUGUCAGCCAGUUUUGGUAUCGCUUUCUCUAUGCCAACGAGAGCUUGGAGAAGCUGCGCAGGGAGCAGGAUCUGGAGACGGCCACAUACGUGCCGGAGCAGCUUUGGAAGCUGUUGCAGCAGAGCGGCGCCACGUAUGUGAUACUCAAGGUGUAUGCCCAUGACGGGCUCUUCGUGGAGACUGCGCAACAGCGCAGCCGCAGGCCGCGCAGUAAAGUGUUAUCCAUAUCGAUUCCCGGCUGUGAGGGUGUGCAAUUGCCCCAAACGCUUCCCUUUCUGCUACGCAACGAGAAUCACCGGCAACCGGACACGCGGGCUGUGGCGACAGGCAGCGGCUGUGGCUAUUGGAACUAUCACACCUGGGCGAGCGACGGCAUCACGACCAGCAGUGGAACGGAUAUGCUACGGGAUCCAGUUAUCGUCUGCCAAACGCGCCAUCUAACCCAGUUCUCGUUUCUGGUGGGCGGCAGCUACCGCAGCAACGACCUGGGCGACGAGGUGCUCGUGACCCCAAUCAACGAGCGCGUGCUGGACAUCAUAUCCCUUGUGGGCUGCUGCCUGUCGCUCUUCGGUGUGCUGGGCAUCUUUUUGACUGCGGCGCUGUUCAAGAGCUGGCGCAGUCAGGCCUCGACCAAAGUGCUGCUGCACCUCUGCCUGGCCAUGAUGCUACAAAUGGUGCUCUUCGUGUUCAUUAAUACGGACAACCUUUCGGAGCAGCUGGUUGUCCACGGAGAUACUGCACGCUGUGUGCUGCUCGGCGCUGCCAUGCAGUAUACCAUCCUGGCGCUGUUCUGCUGGAUGCUGAUCAUUGCCUUCCUGCAGUUCCAGCGCUAUGUCACGGUGAUUGGCAUCGAGCGUCCGCGUCGUUACAUCCUGAAGGCGGCCCUCGUGGCCUGGCUGUUGCCAAUGGUGCCCACCUUGUUGGUGGCUUGCAUUGAUCCGGGGUCGUAUGUGCCCACAGCCGAGCAAUUGGCCACGGACACGGCCAUUUGUUAUCCAUCCGGCUACGGACUAACCUUCGGCGUUGUGCUGCCCGUGACGUUGAUUACGGUUGCCAACUUGGUGAUCUUUGUGUAUGUCUUCUACAGCAUCUCGCAUUCGCUCAGCCAGAGCAUUCAGCGUGCGGAGCGCAAGUUGGUCAACAAGCAGAUUCGGCUCUCGGUGCUGCUCUUCUUCUUGCUGGGGCUGUCCUGGAUCUUUGGCAUCUUCGCCUUCAUGCAGGCGGGCGUGGCAUUCUCGUAUCUCUUCUGUCUGACAGCCACGCUGCAGGGCUUCGUCUUGUUCAUCUAUUUUGUGUUGCUCGACGAGCCCAAUCGCCGGGCGUGGAUAGGUCUACUCUGCCCAACCAAGAUGAAAAUAGAUGUGCAGAAGCGCACGACAGAGCUGCAAUCGAUGACCACCAGCUCAACCAACUAUUCCACCAGAACGCAUUAGAAAGCUACUGAACCUAAGCUGAAACUAUGCAACGAACAAACUUUAAC
Drosophila hydei is the source of this 2544-nucleotide messenger RNA. Its product is annotated as adhesion G-protein coupled receptor G7. The transcript is spliced from 2 exons. Gene Ontology annotation, molecular function: G protein-coupled receptor activity. The record is from RefSeq and is a predicted model, not a curated record. Gene Ontology annotation, cellular component: membrane. Bases 59 to 2497 code for a protein of 812 amino acids. Gene Ontology annotation, biological process: G protein-coupled receptor signaling pathway; cell surface receptor signaling pathway. Lineage: Eukaryota; Metazoa; Arthropoda; Insecta; Diptera; Drosophilidae.